UUCUACACUUCUCAAGUUUUUCCAACAAUAAUAUGGCUUCUUCCCUAUCUAAACAACUUCAUUUUCUAUUAAUACCUUUUAUGUCCUAAAGCCAUAUCAUUCCAUUAACAGACUUUGCAAAAUUACUAGCCUUUCAUGGAGUCCAUGUCACAAUUAUCACAACACCUCUCAAUGCCAAAAAGUACAAAUCAUCAAUAGUCACACAUGCAACUAAAUCCAACUUAAAAAUCCAACUAAUUCCUCUUCAUUUUCCAAAUCAAGAAGUUGGAUUACCUCAAGAAUGUGAAAAUUUGGACACACUCAAAUCACUAGAGUUGUUUAAAGAUUUCUUUUUGGCUAGUGAAAUGAUGCAAAAACCACUAGAGAAAUUGAUUCAAGAAUUGGAACCAAAGCCAAAUUGUAUCAUUUCAACUAGUCCACUUAUUUGGACUCAACAUGUUGCUAAUAUAUUCAAGAUUCCAAGGUAUAUAUUCCAAACUGUUUCUUGUUUCACUCUUUAUUGUUCAGGAAUGGAAAUACAAGAACCCCUUAUGUUAAAUUCUAAUUCAUUCUUGAUCCCUAAUAUUCCACACAAAAUUGAGUUUACAAAAGGCCAAACAUUAAAUACUGUUAUAACAAGAAAAUCUCAAGAUAUGCAAAGUAUUAUAGACAAAUAAACAAUCUCAAGACUUGGCAAGAGGUACUUUGAUUAAUACUUUUGAAGAAUUGGAGUCUUGGUAUGUUGAUGCAUACAAGAAAGUUGUGAAGAAAGUAUGUUGUGUUGGUCCAUUAUCAUUAUGUAACAAAGAAAUUGAUGAAAUGGUUGAUAGAGGCAACAAAGCUUCAAUUGAUGAACAUAUUUGUUUGAAUUGGCUUGAUUCUAUGGAGCCAAAAUCAGUCAUUUAUGUUUGUUUUGGUAGCCUUUGUAACAUUUCAUUUUUGCAAAUGAAGGAAAUUGGAUUAGGGUUAGAGUCAUCAAAUGUGGCUUUCAUUUGGAUAAUUAGAGGGCUAGAUUUUACAUUAGAAGUCGAAAAGUGGCUAAGGGAUGUAAAUUUUGAAGAGAGGGUUAAAGGAAGAGGGAUGAUUAUCAAAGGUUGGGCCCCACAAGUUAUGAUAUUAUCUCAUCCGUCCGUUGGAGGGUUCCUGACUCACUGUGGAUGGAACUCGACGUUAGAAGGAAUUUCCAGUGGUGUACCAAUGAUUACUUUUCCUAUGUUUGCCGAGCAGUUUUACAAUGAGAAACUCAUUGUAAAUGUUUUGAAGAUUGGAGUUCGAGUCGGGGUUGAAGUAAGUAUUGACUCUUGGAACGAAGAGAAGAAUGGAGUGCCAGUUAACAAGGAUCAGAUAAAAAAAGCAAUAGAUAAAUUAAUGGAUAAAGGAUUUGAAAGUGAAGAAAGAAGAAAAAGAGCAAAAUAGCUAUCACAUAUUUCAAAUAAGGCAAUACAAGAAGAUGGUUCUUCAUUCUUGAACAUCAAAUUAUUGAUUGAAGAUGUGGCUAGAACAAUGUAAAGUUUGUAUCUAGAAGGGGUUAUUUGUGUAAUGAGCAGAAAAAAAGUGCCAUUUCUUGUAAUGCCAACUGUAAAAUAGUGUGA
This is a messenger RNA of Capsicum annuum, 1571 nucleotides long. RefSeq names its product UDP-glycosyltransferase 73C4-like. Gene Ontology annotation, molecular function: UDP-glycosyltransferase activity. The coding region runs from base 799 to 1395 and encodes 198 amino acids. The transcript has a single exon. The record is from RefSeq and is a predicted model, not a curated record. NCBI's taxonomy places the organism in Eukaryota, Viridiplantae, Streptophyta, Magnoliopsida, Solanales, Solanaceae.